AUGUCUACUGGUUUCCAAUUCCCACUACCGAUGGUGACCAACCAACAGCCGGCAAACAUUAUAUCGGCACCAGACUUGCUGAGUUUCAUCCGAGCCUUCCAGUCGCAGGCACCGCCCAUACCGGACUACUCUGGAAAAGACCACGAGGAACCAAGGAAGUUUCUCGCAAAUUGCGAACGCUAUUUCAUCCAGGCCCACACGGAUCCAACCCAGUGGACACGCAUGGUCGACAAGAGCCUCAAAGGCGAAGCACAGACAUGGUGGACAACUUUUAAGGGACUCUCCUUCUCCUGGGCCGAGUUUCAGGAACAACUUUUAGCCCGCUUCGAUAGCGUUACCAAGCGGAUGCAGUUACACACCGCUCUCUACUCAAGGAGGCAAGCAGAAAGGGAAAGCGUGGCAGUUUUCCUACAGGAGCAAUACCUGUUAGCCCAAAGAAUUUGCCCAGCGGUGAGCAAUAAACAGCUCACGACGUUAUUGUUGGAUUUAGUGAGGCCAACGAUUCGCCGAUUAGUACGUGCCCGAAAUCCAACCACCUUCACUAUGCUCCUGGAAUUCGCAACCCAAGCCGAACGAGAUGAAGCGGAUUGCACGCCAAAGAGAGAACCAGCCAAAAAAGAGGAACAGAACCGGCCGUCGCCAGGUCCCGCAUUUCGGAGAGAUAACGAGAGGCCACCUCCAGAUUGUCGUUUUUGCCCGCGAGAUUGUGGCCGAAAUAGACUCAUGUGCCUCCGAGAACUUCCACCACACCUGGGAGAACGAGAAUAUCCAGGAGUAUUUUUCGCGAGUAAUGAAAUCCGGGUGGAUCUCACUCUUGGUCGCACCUGGUUCAAGGACCACGACGUCCUCCAUGAGCACCGAACUGACAUUCUUUACCUGGGCACCACAGAAAGGCAACGAAUUUAUCUGGUACCUCUACCCAGUCUCCCGGAAAUUCAACCCGCUACCCUGGACUUCAACUUCGCACCCACGAUGCCACCAGAACGAGCAGAGUGUCUGAGGAAGACACUGCACCUGUACGCUUCUGUUUUUCACCAAGGGGGACAACUCCGCCAAACCCUUGCUGUGCAGCAUGACAUUCAGUUGUCCAAUCCCCGACCUUUCCGAGAGGCCCCACGGCGUUAUUCGGAACUUAAGAAGAGGUUCAUCGACGAGCAGCUACAUGAGAUGCUGCCGGAUGGGAUAAUCGAACCAACCACCUCGCCCUGGAGUUCAGCCAUCAUGAUCGCCCCCAAACAGCAGGACUCGUACCGGUUCGGCAUUGAUUUCCGCCGUCUGAACGAGCAAACUGUGGAUGUCCCACAGUGCAUGCCGAGGAUCCAUAAGAUCCUCAAGGAUCUCGGUAAAUCAAAGAUCUUCACCACCUUGGACCUCAAAAGUGGAUAUUGGCAGAUUCCACUCACGCUAGAAGCCCGAAAAUACACAGCGUUCUCAACCCCCGAUGGAGGCCAUUACCAGUUUCGAGUGAUGCCGUUCGGUUUGAAGAACGCCCCCGGAACAUUCCAAAACCUGAUGCGGCAUGUUCUGGCCGGAUACUGGGGCGAAUUCUGCAUCGCGUACCUGGAUUACAUCAUCGUACACUCGGACACCUGGGAGGAACACCCACGCCAUGUCGCCCUCGUUCUGGAGCGCCCGCACACGUAUGGCCUCACAUGCUCCCCACAAAAGUAUGGAAAUCAUCCCCAGCCUCGACACGUGGAAGCGAUCCUCAACGCUGCACCCCCUCGAAACAAGAAGCAGUUAGCCUCAUUCCUAGACACGUGCAAUUGGUUGAUGGAGUAUAUACCACGUUACUCCAGGCUCACCGCACCACUGACCGACCUCUUAUCACAGAAGAGACCAUACAGAUAG
Molecule: messenger RNA, 1851 nt
Organism: Belonocnema kinseyi
Lineage: Eukaryota; Metazoa; Arthropoda; Insecta; Hymenoptera; Cynipidae
Exons: 3
Coding region: 1-1851 (616 amino acids)
Source: RefSeq, a predicted model, not a curated record